Molecule: messenger RNA, 5591 nt
Organism: Elaeis guineensis (African oil palm)
Lineage: Eukaryota; Viridiplantae; Streptophyta; Magnoliopsida; Arecales; Arecaceae
Source: RefSeq, a predicted model, not a curated record
GACCAUUUCGACCUCUCUCUGACGUCUCAUGCCACCAUCCCUCUCCCUACCUCACCCUCUCCCAUCUUCGCUCUCCCCGGCCUCCCCUAUCCUUCCGUCCAGCCCUCCCCCACCACCCAAAGAAAGGAUAAGUCUUAGUUCUUUCUCGCACCCAUCCACCAUCGCCGCGGUUCUCGAGCCCAUUUCCAAACCCUAGGCUGGUUUUCCUUUCCAUCCAGUCUAGGGUUUAAGCCUCAGUCUCUCCCGAGCCGUUUGAGAAUCAGGCCCCUUUGUUGAAAAACCCUAAGGUUUCAGGAUUUGGUUAUUGGUAUAAUUUGAGCUGAAGAGGUUUUUUUUAUCACCAUGGGGUUUGAUAAUGAGUGCAUACAGAAUAUUCAAUCUCUUCCUGGUGAAUAUUUCUGUCCUGUGUGCCGGACACUUAUCUAUCCUAAUGAAGCACUACAGUCCCAGUGCACCCAUCUAUACUGCAAACCUUGCUUAUCCUAUGUUGUGGCUACUACUCAUGCGUGCCCUUAUGAUGGCUAUCUUGUGACCGAAGCAGAUUCCAAGCCUCUGAUAGAAUCCAAUAAAUCACUUGCCGAUACCAUUGGCAAUGUAGCGGUUUACUGUCUCUACCACAGGAGUGGUUGCCAAUGGCAGGGUAUUUUGUCUGACUCCAUUACACAUUGUGCUGGAUGUAGUUUUGGAAACUCCCCUGUUGUUUGCAACAGGUGUGGAACACAGAUAAUACAUCGCCAAGUUCAAGAGCAUGCACAAAUAUGCCCUGGCUUGCAACCUCAAGCACAACAAGUAGAGAAUGCCCAGGCUCAAGCUUCAAUGGUUCAGAAUCAAGCUGUUACCCAAGAUACAUCAGUAGCUUCAGCAGCUCCUGCAUCAACAACAUCAACUUCUUCAACAGCUUCUGCAUCAACUGCUCCAACAACCACUGCCACAACAAUUUCAUCUACUGCUACUCCAACAACUGCUGCUGCUGCUGCAGCCCCUGCUUCCACUUCUGCAGCUACCCCUGCUGCUUCUAGUCAGGGACAAACCCAAGCCAAUGCAACAACCUAUCCACAAGCUGUGACACAGGCUCCAACCCCUGAACAGUGGUACCAGCAGCAGCAACUGCAAUACCAACAAUAUUACCAGCAGUAUCCUGGAUACUACCCUUAUCAGCAGCAAUAUCAACAGUAUGGUCAAUAUCAGCCACAAUUCUACCAACAAUAUUCUCAACCCUCGAUGCCGGUUGCUCCUCAGCAUGCUACUCAAGGACAGCAGCAGCCUUCACCUUAUAUGCCGCCCCAAUCCCAUAUCCAACAUCAUCCCCAACAACAGGCCCAGGCCCAGCCCCAGCCCCUACCUCAGCCUCAGUCUCAGCCUCAGCCUCAGCCCCAGCCCCAGGCCCAACUCCAACCCCAGCCUCAACCUCAACUUCCGGCCCAGCCACACCCCCAGGCAGCCCAGCCGCAGCUGCAGCAGCAACCUCUUCCGCAGCCACCACAACCACAUCCACAGCUCCAGCCCCAUCAACAUGCUCAAGUUCCACAAAUGCAGGCACAACAGAUUCAUGUACCUGCUCAGCAUCCACAUCACCAUCCCCAAACAACACACCCACAACCUCAGCCUCAUCCCCAAGUGCAACCACCACAGCAGCAUCCAGGAUUUCAACAGUCUAUUCCACCACAGCAACAUCCACAACCCCAAAUGCAACAUCCACAGGCCCUCACUCAACACCAGGCCUAUCCACAACCUCAAUCCCAGGCUUAUCCACAUGCCAAUUUGCAACCUCAGUUUCAACAACAGCCUCUGCAGCUGCAACCCCAUCCCCAGUCUCACCCCAAUAUGCAGCCACAGACGCAACCAGUUCUGCAGCCACAACCUCAGUAUCCAUCAGCUCGUGCGGUGACAGGACAUCAAUCUUAUCCGCAUCCUCAGGCACUCCAACAAAUCUCGCCUGGUGCCCCACAGCAACGCCCUAUGCACAUGCAUCCUCAGCAACCUGUCCAAAUGCAGAGUCAGUUUCCAUCCCAACAGCCUCCUCAGAUGCGUCCACCACAUGGUCAUUUGUCGAUGCAAGUCCAGCAACAGUCAGCUAUGCCUCAUCCUCAAGCCCCUCAUACAAAUCUUCAUCCUCCUCAACAACAGGUGCACCAGCAUCCUGGCAUGCGGCCGCAGGGACCACAGCAGGGUUUGCCUCCAUUUCAAGCACAAAGUCAUAUGCAUCCAAGCCAACCACAUCAGCAGGGGAUGCCCCCACCACAGCAUCUAAUGCAUCCUCAGCAACCUGUGCAUCCUCAGGGCCCACCUUACAUCCAGCAAUCUUUUCCUGCACAGCCCCACUUACAGCAGAAUAUGCCUCAGUCUCAGGGUAUGCCAACUCUUCCAGGUCAGGCUGUAGCUGGUCGGUCGGCUAUGAUGGUAAGUCAUGGCAUGCCGCAACAAUCAUUUCAACAGUCUACAGGUGGUCCCACUAAGAUUAUGCAGCCUGACAUGAGCCACCAAUCACCUAGUCAGAAUUCUAUGGGUCGGUCUACUGCUCAUUUGGCAACAUCAUCUGAAUUGCAGUCCGGGCCAGUGCAACCUCAGCUCCCCCACUCUGGGAGCCAGGGUACAUUAGUACCUGUAUCAUCUGCUAUGCAGCCAGGGAUAUCAGAUAAAGCUGGUCUUGCACCUGAGCUGGAGGCAGGAAUGGUUUUGAAAAUGGCUGGAGGGACUGAAGGAAAUAAAUCAGAUCAUGUGCAGAUUGGAGCGUCUGAAUCAGCUGAACUGAAGAUUCCUAACUUAAAAUCUGCAAUCAAUGAGGAAGAAGUUAUUGGAGAGGGUAAGAAGGAUAUCCAACCUGAUGGAGAUCACAAGAAUAUACCAGAAUCAGCACAGGUUCAUGUGGAAGGAAUUGAGUCACAUGCCAAAGAUGAAAAAGCAGAAGGGCCAGAGAUUAAACUGGUAAAAAAGGAGGAAACUUUCAACUUGCCAGACGUGGGAGCUGAAAGUUCACAUGUUCUUAAAGAUGUACAGGGAGACAGAGUUAUUCAAAGUCUAGAAGGUGAUCUCAAGGAAAACUCUGCACAGAUUGAGGGGAGAGAUGCACAUCUUUCACUAAAUGCUACUGAAACUAUUCAAUCUCGUCAAGUUCCUACUGAGGCUGGACGCAGGGAGUCUUUGGGCUCAGUUUCUGAGAAAACUAAUCAAAAUAUUGUCUCCCAAGGCCAUAUCUCUGGAGAUGGUGCUAAUGUACAGUCUUUGCAACAGGUGCCAGCACCUGGUGGUCUAGAUAGAAGUCAGCUGCAACAGCCGUCACGCCAAAAUGCUAUUCCAGCUCAUGAAAGAGCAUUUCUGCAGCCUGGUUAUCAUGACAGAAAUCCAUCCCAAUACAUGGGUCAGGGCCCUGGAUCAGGGGUGCUCCAAGGCAUGCCUCCAGCAGGUCCAGCACCCAGUCAGGAGAGACUCUCGCAACACAUUCCUUAUGGACAUCCUUCAAAUAUGCUGGAUGCAGCCCAAAGACCUCCUGCACCCCACAGUGCACCACAUCCUGGUCCCAUACAAGAAAGAAGGUUUCAGGAGCCUCCUCCCCAUCCAAUGCAGGUGCAUGGGCAAACUAUGAUACCAAGUCAAAUUAGACCUCAUGGUAGUAAUUUCCCAGAAACUUUACCUCAUCAGGGGCAACGAUCAGCUGUUCCAGAACCUUUCCAGCCACCUCUGGGGCAACAACCUUAUGGUCCAUAUCAUUCUGAAGUGCCAUCUGCUGGGCCUCCAGUACCAGGCUUGCCUACCUCAGCAAGGGCUCCCACCCAUCUUGGGCUCCCACAGAAAGGUUUUCCGGAUCAAUCUAUGACUGCACAAGGGCAAGGCCAAGGUCAUUUGCUGCCGCCUCAUGCUGGUGUGGCAAGACCUGCUUUUCCUGAUGGCAGGCAGCCCGAGCCACCUUUCGCCCAGUCAAGUACAAUGAAACCAAAUGGAAUUCCUGGUCAGAGACCACCUAUUGGUGGCAUGCAUGAUUCAACUUUUGCUCAUGUUUUGACAGAGGACAGGUUUAGGUCUUUCACAGAAGAAAGGUUCAGACUACUGCCUGAAGAUGGAACAAGGGCAGCUCAAGAUGAACGAUUUAGGCCUUUUGCACUGGACCAUGGUAGAGGCAUUAUAAAUCGGAAAGAGUUUGAAGAAGAUUUGAAACAAUUUCCUAGGCCAACCCAUCUAGAUGGUGAAGGUGCACUGAAGCUUGAUGGUUAUGUAUCCUCAUCAAGGCCUCUGUCUGGGUCCGAUGGAGGUCCUAGUGCUCUCCCUUCGAGACCAUUGCUUCCUUAUCAAUCAGGUGGUCCUUUUCCGACUGGUAGUUUGGGUCUAGAGCACCAUGGCAUGGAUAUCAGAGAGAGACAUAGGCCUGUCGGAUUUCCUGAAGAUUUGGGAAGAAAGUAUGAUCCAGCUCUCGCUCGUCCUGAUCUCCGCAGUUCUGUUCCUGAAUUUGGUCGACGUCGCAUGGAUGCUCUGCCUCCUCUAAGAAGUCCAGGUAGAGAAUACUCUGGCCUUCCAUCAAAUAGAUUUGGAUUAGGUAUAGAGGACUUUGAUGGCAGAGAUCCACGUGGAUUCAGCGAGCGAUCAAAAGCUUUAGCCCUUCCUUCAGAUCCAACUGGAAGUACAUACCAUGAUAGUAAGAUUCCUAUACCUUCUGCCCCAGGCUCUGGUGGAUUGCCAAGUCAUCUUUUUAAAGGUGUUCCUGAUGGUUCUGGAGGUCAUCGAAUGGAGCAGCUAGGUGCUGGUUAUCUGACUGGUAAUAUCAGAAAGGAUCUGGAUGUUCCUGAUAUUCCUCCUGUCAACUUGCAUACUGGUGAAUCACUUGGUCAUGGCUUAGCAGGUACCAAUAGGAGCAGUGAAGCAUUUGGAGCUCGAAACUUGCCUAGCCUUCUACGGGGAGGGGAACCUCUUGGACAGGGUCAGUUUCGCAUGGGUGAGCCAACUGGCUUUGGUGGCUUUAGUGUACCAGGCCGCAUUCGUGCUGGUGAUCCAGGUUUUAGUAGCAGCUAUCCUAUGCAUGGUUUUCCAAAUGAAGCUGGACAUCUUACUCCGGGUGACAUGGAUGCCUUUGAUUUUCCAAGAAAGAGAAUGCCUGGGAGCAUGGGGUGGUGCCGCAUAUGUCGUAUUGAUUGUGAAACGGUAGAGGGUUUGGAUAUGCAUUCACAAACAAGGGAGCACCAAAAGAUGGCCAUGGAUAUGAUUCUGUGUAUUAAGCAAGAGAUUGCCAAGAAGCAAAGGAUCUCUGAAGCCAACAUGCCACUCGAAGAUUCAAAUAAAUCAAGGAAGGCAAGCUUUGAGAACCAUGGGAAUCGACAGUAGACUCAUGGUUGCUGCUAUAGCUAUGGAACUGGUUCUUUGUAACUGAAGUUUCUGUGGCAAGUUAAGAUCGAUUUUGAUAACUUUGUCAUAUUGUGAACAGAUCUUGUGAUUUACUCUUUUCAUCGUUUGUUACUGCAAAAAUCUUUCUUAGCUUUGGUUGCCAGUGUUGGUGGAACUGUCUUUAUCACCUUGGUACUGGAGUUGCAGUUUUCCAUAUUGAAAAUGCUUAUUUGAGUUUUCAUUCAUGUGGGCUAAAUGGUGGUAUGAUUUUGUGUAGUUCA